Messenger RNA from Parastagonospora nodorum SN15, 1329 nucleotides. RefSeq lists its product as hypothetical. The transcript is spliced from 8 exons. NCBI's taxonomy places the organism in Eukaryota, Fungi, Ascomycota, Dothideomycetes, Pleosporales, Phaeosphaeriaceae. Gene Ontology annotation, biological process: L-tryptophan biosynthetic process. The coding region runs from base 1 to 1329 and encodes 442 amino acids. The record is from RefSeq and is a predicted model, not a curated record.
AUGGCUUACGGCUCUGCAGACCCCCGAAAAGUGAUCAAGACUGGGCCCGGUCAUGGCGAAGAAACCGACCCGUUACCAGGCCUCGAGAAGGAGCUCGCGAAGAGCAGAGUCGCUACGAUACCCUCCAUACAGCUGCCUCCAAUGACUGGUGGUGCAGUUGGCUACGUUGGAUAUGAUUGUGUCAAAUACUUUGAGCCCAAGACACGGCGAGAUGACAUGAAAGACGUCUUGGGCGUACCGGAGAGCUUCUUCAUGCUUUUCGAUACUCUAGUUGCACUGGAUCAUUUCGCCCAAGUCGUCAAGAUUAUAACAUAUGUCAAGGUCCCUGACAGCAUGGACCAGCUAGAGGAAGCAUAUGAGCAGGCCAAGACCACGCUCAGACGGGACCCUCAUGUCCCCAUGCCAGAACAAGGACCAAUUAAGCUUGGCAACGAGUAUAAAUCCAACAUUGGCCAGGAUGGUUACGAAGGCCACGUUAAGAAGCUAAAAGAGCACAUCAACGUAGGCGACAUCAUCCAAGCCGUGCCGUCACAACGUUUUGCAAGACCGACUUCUUUACACCCGUUUAAUGUGUACAGAAAUCUGCGCAACGUUAAUCCGUCGCCGUACUUGUUUUUCGUAGAUUGCGAGGACUUCCAGAUUGUCGGAGCAAGUCCGGAGCUAUUGGUUAAAGAAGAACAAGGCAGGAUCAUAACGCAUCCCAUUGCCGGAACCGUCAAGCGCGGCAAGACGCUACAGGAGGAUGCUGCGCUGGCUGAUGAGUUGUCCAGCUCACUCAAAGACCGGGCCGAACAUGUCAUGCUGGUGGACCUUGCCCGGAAUGACGUCAAUCGCAUCUGCGACCCACUGACCACUCGCGUCGACAAGCUCAUGGUGUUUUCACAUGUCCAGCACUUGGUUUCUGAAGUGUCAGGGGUGCUGCGCCCGGGCAAGACGCGCUUCGACGCCUUCCGCUCCAUUUUCCCUGCAGGGACUGUGAGCGGCGCACCAAAAGUGCGCGCCAUGGAAUUGAUCGCUGAACUCGAGCGAGAGAAGCGCGGCGUGUAUGCUGGUGCUGUUGGCUACUUUGGCUACGGCAACGUGGACGGCGACAAGGAGAUUGAAGGCGCCAUGGACACGUGCAUCGCGCUACGGACCAUGCUCCUCAAAGACGGCAUCGCUUACCUCCAAGCAGGGGGCGGCAUUGUGUUUGAUUCAGACCCGUACGAUGAGUGGAUGGAGACGAUCAAUAAGCUAGGUGCGAACACGCAUUGCAUCACCUCAGCUGAAGAGAAGCAUCUGGCCGAGCAGGAAGACGGCGAGGGCGGCGCGGACGGGGAUCUCCAAUAG